Messenger RNA from Penicillium hordei, 543 nucleotides. RefSeq names its product cytochrome c oxidase assembly protein. The record is from RefSeq and is a predicted model, not a curated record. Gene Ontology annotation, cellular component: mitochondrial inner membrane. Bases 1 to 543 code for a protein of 180 amino acids. NCBI's taxonomy places the organism in Eukaryota, Fungi, Ascomycota, Eurotiomycetes, Eurotiales, Aspergillaceae. The transcript is spliced from 3 exons. Gene Ontology annotation, molecular function: copper ion binding.
AUGAUCCUCGGAACGGUUGCCCUUGCAUACGGAUCUGUACCUCUUUACAAAAUGAUCUGCCAACAGACCGGUUGGGGUGGUCAGCCUAUCCUCACCCACCGAACCGGAGACGGCGAUACCUCUGCACGUGUGACACCAGUGACAGACUCUCGUCGUCUACGCAUCACAUUCAACGGGUCGGUAUCGGAUGUCCUCCCUUGGAAGUUCACUCCCCAGCAGCGCGAGGUCCGAGUGCUACCCGGCGAGACAGCGUUGGCAUUCUACACCGCAACAAAUAAGGGCCCGCAGGAUAUUAUUGGAGUCGCAACAUACAGUGUCACGCCAGGUCAGGUUGCGCCGUACUUUAGCAAGAUCCAAUGUUUCUGCUUUGAGGAGCAGAAGCUCAAUGCGGGAGAAUCGGUCGAUAUGCCUGUUUUCUUCUUCAUUGAUCCUGACUUUGCUACCGAUCCUAACAUGAAGGGUAUUGAUACUAUUACCCUUUCAUAUACCUUCUUCAAAGCGAAAUAUGAUGACAACGGUGUUCUGACGCCAAUCGCAUCAUAA